AUGCCGACGAUAUUAUACAGCUCAAAUUCGAAGCAGCUAUCAAGAUUCCAGCGCAAAACCAAGAUCAAUGCAGAGCAGCUAAAUACAAAGAUCAACACGAACGACGCUCCGUUCAUAUCAGAACAGAAUAAGGACUCAAGAGAGUAUCUCAUAGAACUAUGUUGUUCAGUUUAUCCGACGGAAAUCCAUUCGCAGAUCUUUCGAUGUCCUGAUUGGAAACUUCCUUUACAUGCCAUCUUGGUACUACUAUUGAAAAACUUCGUUACCUCAUGGUACGGGGAGAAAAUUGUAACAUCGGACACCGAGCUUUUAGUACAUCUGUAUGAACUUGUUGAUGAUGUGUUAGAUGAUAUUCAUAAUACAAAUAUUUUGUGGGAGCAAGUAAUAUGUGAUGAUUUACCCUUAUUUGUAGAAACACAAGUUAAGAUAAUGAGAAGAGUGCUACAAGAACAGUUGUUAUUAGAUGACUUUUACCAGCUACAAUUAUACAAACAUACUUACCCCCAUGCGAUUGCUGAAAUUAUAGUUGAGAGAUUCAGUAGUGGUUCAAGAUUGCAUAAUGCCUUUUUACGAGAUUUCUUCGGUGAUUUUUUACUAGACAAGUUGACUGAGAAGAUUGCAGAGCCAUUCAUAGUGAUAGACAUAGUAAAAUCUAUCUGCGAGAGUCUUCUCAGGGAAAAGGCAGAGAACUGUAAGCUAAGGGAUAGAAAAAACUGGAUUCAAAAAAUGAUGCAUAAAUUAUGGUCCACUUUUCAAUUGAGCAAUAAAGAGGUAACUACUAAUCACGUUCUUCGAAGAAUUGAUCAACCCGACAGUGGAUUUUUCAAUCACUAUUUCUUUUCUGCCAUGAAUGAGUGUUUUCAGUUAGAAACGAGAAAACCACUACUGUUUUUAGCGUUCAAAGUUUCCCAAUUUUUUGGCACCAAGAUUGCCUUUGUUUCAAAUAUAGCAUCUCAAAUAUUCCAAAACAUUGUGACACAGAGGGUGCUCAGUGGAGAGUGGCUGAUUUCCUCCAGCUUGAAAGUACGACAUUUGCUCUUUCCUCAUGACAACAAAAUGGGUCCUGUCAAGACUGCACCAAGCGCAAGUGAAUUCGUGAUUAUGAAGAAGGAAGCUUCAACAGCAUUAAAUCAAGUUUGCCGAAAAAUGUAUAUUGACAAGAUUUUGGGCAUUGAUUCAAACGACUGCGACUUAGUUAUAGAUGCUUUGGCAUAUGAUAGAAAAAUCAACCAAUUCAUGAUACAAAGAUUAGUUGAUUAUCUGCUAACUUCGUUUCCUGUAUUUUCAGCUUCUUCAAACAUUCCUUGA
This is a messenger RNA of Kluyveromyces lactis, 1308 nucleotides long. It is a transcript of the gene NVJ3, whose product is annotated as Nvj3p. The transcript has a single exon. The coding region runs from base 1 to 1308 and encodes 435 amino acids. Lineage: Eukaryota; Fungi; Ascomycota; Saccharomycetes; Saccharomycetales; Saccharomycetaceae. The record is from RefSeq and is a predicted model, not a curated record.